ACGCUGUCUACUUCUCCCAAUCAUUCAUGUCUACUACGCGCCCGCGUCCAAGGCCACGUCCAGUGGCAAAGCCCAAGGCAUCCUCGACAACGGUCAACUCCAACACAACACCAUCUCCAGUGCAACCAUUUUCUUCCACGAGUGCCACACAGACCUCUAGUGCAGGGAACAAGUUAGACGACGAAGAUGCUAUAUUCUUGCGUAAUCGCGGAAGAACCUCUCAAUGCUGGAACAAGCUUCGGGAAAUGACAAAGGAUACUCCAUCCGAGGAAGCUGAUGAGGACGACCUUGAAUGGGGUGAACGAACUGAGCCGGAAUCUACGCCGAGGCAUCGCAAGAAGAAGCCAAAUAAAAAGCAUGAAUUACCUCGGUGGCAAGCGGCGGACAUAGUCACUCUUCUUUCUUCAGAUAAUGAAGAGGACGAUUUUGAAAUCACGGAGAACACACCACAGGCCUCACGUAACGACGCGUCCCCCCGAAAACGAAAAAGAGAUCGUAGUCGCUCAAGAUCCAUCACACCGCCCCCGCAACUCCCCAUACACCAACUCAAUAAUGCAAGGGCAUUGGUCAGACAAGCGCUUGCUGUUGCACCACCUCGCGCCCCCUCACCAAUUCAAUUGCCCGAUGAUCCAACAGAUACUUCUGACUUGAAUCCAGAGCUCGCAAAAAUUGCCGAGGAAGUCCGUAGGAGGGCUGCAGCAACCAAGAAUGCUCCAGAACAAGGCGGCGGACCAGAGUUAGUUAUCAUCAAGGUCCGAUGGCAGCCUCAUCCACUGAAUACAGCGGGCGCAAAAGAUAUAUGGAACUUUAAGAUGAAAAGACAUGACACAUUCCAGUACUUGUUUGAGGAAUUGGCAGACUUAGCCGCUGUAUUAGUUGACCAUCUUGUCGUCAGUCACGAUGGAAAGCGUCUGUUUGCUUCAGGCACACCUCACGGUCUUCGAAUUUGGGCAGAAGGAGAGCUCGAAGCAUGUGAUCAAACAACUUGGGAUUACAUACGUGCUCAACGUCAUCAACAGGCUCCAAAGGCCGAUCAGUCAUCAUCAAGGAAUUCUCCGUCUCUGGAAAGAGAAUCGGAUGCUGAGUCGGAAGCCGAGUCCACUGCUGGCGACAAAAUUAAGCUGGUGCUCCGGUCCGCGGCUACCGAGGACAAUAUUAAUCUUACAGUUCGACCUACAACGACGUGUGGAGCCAUCGUCAAAGCAUUUCUCAAGGCAGCUGGUCUAUCUGAUCGAUACCCUACUUCGUCUUCGAAUGGCAAGCAAACAGGACAAGCCAAGCCUCAGCUAAUGGUUGACGGUGAUAAGAUGGCAGAUAGCAUGGAAAUCGGAGAGGCGGACGUGGAUGAUGGAGAUUUGGUCGAAGUUGUUGGGCUCUGAGAUCUGAUCAUCGAGCCCAGUUUGAAUGGUUCCUCGGAGGCAUUAUAGCUUAC
This is a messenger RNA of Suillus clintonianus, 1432 nucleotides long. RefSeq lists its product as uncharacterized. The record is from RefSeq and is a predicted model, not a curated record. Bases 27 to 1379 code for a protein of 450 amino acids. The transcript is spliced from 6 exons. NCBI's taxonomy places the organism in Eukaryota, Fungi, Basidiomycota, Agaricomycetes, Boletales, Suillaceae.